Athalia rosae (coleseed sawfly) is the source of this 1458-nucleotide messenger RNA. RefSeq names its product putative odorant receptor 19b. Gene Ontology annotation, molecular function: odorant binding; olfactory receptor activity. The coding region runs from base 150 to 1343 and encodes 397 amino acids. Gene Ontology annotation, cellular component: plasma membrane. Gene Ontology annotation, biological process: sensory perception of smell; detection of chemical stimulus involved in sensory perception of smell. Lineage: Eukaryota; Metazoa; Arthropoda; Insecta; Hymenoptera; Athaliidae. The transcript has 5 exons. The record is from RefSeq and is a predicted model, not a curated record.
UACAGACUACCGUGUAUCGACUACAACCUGUCGAAGCGCGAGAACCAUCGUCACUCUCCGUCAAACCUUGGAAUACUCGGAUGAGAGAAACAUUUUAUUCCAUAUUUCGAGAAAAGGGUUCGUUCGGUAAACUCAGUCGGUGACCUGUUAUGGAAAAGCGUUUCGUUCGCGGCAGCGAAGAGAUGUCGAAAAAGAGCCGUUACACUCUAGAGGAAGCUGUCACUGUACUCAAAUAUUCGGUAGCUCCGAUCGCUAGCUGGCCAUUGCCGAUUGACGAGAAACCGUCGGUUGUACUGAUGACGAAAAUUUGGUGGUGGGUGGCUAUAAUACAUCUCUCAGUUUCCAUAUUCGCAUGGUUUUACAACAUUUACCAAAACAGAAGCGAUAUCGACGUUGUCAUAAGAAUUACGUCGGAGCUGUUAGGAGUCGCGUCCGUUAUCGUGAAGAUGUUAACAGUCAGAUUGGAACACACUCGUCUUCAGGGUCUGGUGGGCGAGAUGCAUUCGUUUCUGAGAACCGGAACCCCGGAGGAACUGGAUCUGAUCCAACGCUACGUCGACGAACGUAUAGUGUCUCACGCUACCAUUUUCAUUUGCACCGUCCUCGGUCCGCUCGCGUUCAUCGUCGGACCUGCGGUGGUAGCUCAACCGCUUCCGCUGGAUGCCGCUUACCCAUUUUCCAUGGAAACGACUUGGAUUUGGGCGACUGUAUAUCUUUCGCAAACGAUAAUAGCCAUACAGAUAGGAUGCAUGGCGCAACUGAAUUUCUUGUACACGGUUUUACUCUGGUUCACCGGCGCAAGGCUCGAAAUGUUGUCAACCGAGUACCUGGACGCGGUGGACGAGGAAAAUUUCAAACGCUGCAUCAAAAAGCACCAGGAACUGAUCGAAUACUUCCACAGGGUGAAGGGGACCACGCGCAGCAUCGCCCCACACGCUUUUUCAAUAGCCAUAUUCGCGGUCACCUGCGGAGGUUUCAUAAUAAUGCGCAAUCCAUCGCUGUACGUGGCGGCAAAGUACUUUUUGUUCGUAGCCAUCGCUGGAAUGCAACUAUUUCUGUUCACCUGGCCAGCUGACAACCUGACCGUCAUGGGUAAGAGAGUGGGGGAUUCGGCCUACGGUUGUGCGUGGGUCGGCAAAUCCCAAGGGAUGCUCAAAGAUCUGACGAUCGUUUUGGGACGAUGUAAGAAUCCCUUGAUAAUCGCCGUCAGAGGAGUUUUUCCCGCUUUAUCGCUCGAAGUAUUCGGAGGAGUGAGUCCACUGUCGAAAAAUAAUGAAAUACCAGCCACCCUCGUCACUCGAUUUUUCAAUUCUAGGCUGUGGCUGCCAGUUUCUCGUACCUGACAACGUUACGAGCCCUCGCCGAAGGCUUGUAGGAAUGACAAGGAACGAGAUUCUCACCAUGGACCGAUUAAUUUCCUAGCCUCGAUAAAAAAGACAUCAAUAAAUGAUUACACGC